CAGCCAACCCACCACCACCGGAUCAGCUUCGUCAUUCCUCUCAGAUCAGGCGGCGCCACCCGAGGACACCGUCGGAACCAACCACCCACCCGAAAAAAAGGCACCCACCCCCCACCCCCGGCCGGAAACGCCGCGAGCGCGCGCGCCCAGAAUGGAGAACGGCAACGGCCCGUCGUCGUGCUGCAACGGCAACGGCAACAGCAACGGCGCGCCGUCGCCGCCGCACGUGGCGAUGCUGGUGACGCCCGGGAUGGGCCACCUGAUCCCGCUGGCGGAGCUGGCCAAGCUGCUGGCGUCGCGGCACGGCGCGACGGCGACGCUCGUCACGUUCGCGUCGACGGCGUCCGCCACGCAGCGCGCGUUCCUGGCGUCGCUGCCGCCCGCCGUGUCCUCCCUGGCGCUCCCGCCCGUCGACCUCUCCGACCUGCCCCGCGGCGCCGCCAUCGAGACGCUCAUGUCCGAGGAGUGCGCGCGCAGCGUGCCGGCGCUCACGGACAUCCUCCUCCGCCUGCGGCGGACCACCCGCCUCGUCGCGUUCGUCGCCGACCUCUUCGGCGCGGACUCGUUCGACGCCGCGCGCGCCGCGGGGGUCGCCCGGAGGUACCUCUUCUUCCCGACCAACCUGCACGUGCUCACGCUCAUCCUCCACCUCCCGGAGCUCGACGCCUCCGUCCCCGGCGAGUUCCGCGACCUCGCCGAGCCGCUGCGCCUCCCCGGCUGCGUGCCCAUCCCGGGGCCCGACGUGCUCAUGCCGCUGCAGGACAAGUCGAACCCCUCCUACAAGUGGAUGGUUCACCACGGCGCCAAGUACCGGGAGGCCGACGCCAUCCUCGUUAACUCCUUCGACGCCGUUGAGCCGGGCCCGGCAAAGAUCCUGCGGCAGCCGGCGCCUGGCCGUCCAGCGGUGUUCCCCAUCGGCCCGCUCAUCCAGGCCGACCGCGGCAGCAGCGACGGGCCGUGCCCGUGCAUCGAGUGGCUCGACCGGCAGCCGGACAGGUCGGUGAUCUUCGUCUCCUUCGGCUCCGGCGGCGCGCUGCCGGCCGAGCAGAUGAGGGAGCUCGCGCUCGGGCUGGAGCUCAGCGGGCAGCGCUUCCUGUGGGUGGUGCGGAGCCCCAGCGACGAGGGCGCCGUCAACGACAACUACUACGACGCCGAGAGCAAGAAGGACCCCUUCGCGUACCUGCCGGAAGGCUUCGUCGAGCGGACCAAGGACGUGGGCCUCGUGGUGCCGUCGUGGGCCCCGCAGAUAAGGGUGCUGGCCCACCGGGCCACGGGCGGGUUCCUGACGCACUGCGGGUGGAACUCGGUGCUCGAGAGCCUCGUGUACGGCGUGCCCAUGGUGGCGUGGCCGCUCUACGCCGAGCAGAGGCAGAACGCGGUGAUGCUGUCGGAGGGGGUCGGCGCCGCGAUCCGCGUCCCCGAGUCCAAGGGGCGGGAGAAGAUCGCGGCGGCGGUGCGUGAGGUGAUGGAGGGCGAAGGCAAAGGCGCCGCGGUGCGGGCCAAGGUGGCGGAGCUGCAGAAGGCCGCGGCCGAGGGGCUCCGGGAAGGUGGCGCCGCCGCGACGGCGCUGGCCGAGGUGGUGGGGAAGUGGACGUGUGGAGAGAACUAGAUGAUGCUGAGCUGAGUACAACUACCAAUCCAUCCUAGCUGCCCCUCCACCUCCAUCAUCUUUGGCCCCCCAUGGCUUGUCCUUUUGUACUAUUCCAAACUUUUGAUUGUAAUUUGUAACUUAUGCAACCUGUAACUAUCCAUGUCCUACUCCAUUGGUAAGAUAGCUUUGUGUGUACCAAGAUGCUAUUCUAUCUCGCCACUUUUGCAAAUUCAUUUAAAAUCAGGAUUAGGACAGAUGAACCAUGCACAUCUGAAGAUUGGGAGGAUAUUAGCUGGACGCAUCCUUAUC
Panicum hallii is the source of this 1900-nucleotide messenger RNA. Its product is annotated as hydroquinone glucosyltransferase-like. The coding region runs from base 152 to 1609 and encodes 485 amino acids. The transcript has a single exon. The record is from RefSeq and is a predicted model, not a curated record. Lineage: Eukaryota; Viridiplantae; Streptophyta; Magnoliopsida; Poales; Poaceae. Gene Ontology annotation, molecular function: UDP-glycosyltransferase activity.